ACACCAAGUGACCUGAGAUAGCGGAUUUGAACGCACAGCGGUACAUGGGCUAUCACAAGACCUCAAUGCCUUCAUGUAUUCGUACCAUUACCUGGAGGAGACGGAAAUGCCUAUUUUCCCUGAGGGUCCGCGGGUGUAGUAUUGUAUAACUGCUAAUUACUUAGAAAUAUUUAUCGCUGACAUUGGUAACCAAGACUGCUAGUGCUUACUCAUAAGUCAUGGUUUAAGAUAUCUUCUGGACUAGCUACUAGCUAGCUAAUUGAGGUGGUAAAAUCGCGGAGACACGAACAUUUUCACUUUGGACGUAACAUUAGUUGUCACACAAUGGCAAGUACUUUGAAAACGCAGUUCUUACAACUUUGGCACUAUCUGCAAGACCCGCAUCAUGUUGCGCUAUUCCAACAAAUGUGUGGCGUAAGAGGGACAUUCUCAAGAAAUCCAGCAGACUGUAACGAAGCGAAGCAGACGAGCCUACAGAGCAACGGCGCGUACGGUAACGGGGUCCGUUUGAACGGAGGAGGAGAGGGGGAGACAGCCGAUCAUCUGCGGCAGAGAAAAAGUAUCUCCACUGAUCUCAACUGUUGUAAGGCAUCGGGGUCUGACAGUGAUGAUCGGCUAUUAGAGACAGACGUGUCUAAAACUACGGAGGAGAAAUCAGGGAGUCUCAACCGCUAUAAUAAUUCCCAUCCCACUAAAGUCAGCGAUGGCGAACAUCCAAAUGAGGUCGGGGGAGUGUCGGAAAGUAACGGUGCUGGCCGUGAUGACAUGUCGGAGGUCACAGAUGACUCAAGCUGCCCCACUAGCACCGUUAAACCUCUGCGCAAGAACUCUCUGACUGGAGACGCGGGCCAGGAGUUCCUCAUCGAGAACAAGUUUUUAUUUUACCUGUUCACUUUCGGAACUGAGCUUGGCAAUGAGCUCUUCUACAUCACUUUCUUUCCCUUCGUCAUCUGGAACGUGGACCCCUACGUGAGCCGGCGGCUCAUCGUGGUCUGGGUCUGGGUGAUGUACGUGGGCCAGUGCACUAAGGACCUGAUCCGGUGGCCGCGGCCCGCGUCGCCGCCCGUGGUCAAGGUGGAAAUGUUCUACAACUCCGAGUACAGUAUGCCUUCCACGCACGCCAUGUCCGGUACCGCGAUCCCCCUCUCCCUAUUCCUGCUCACCUACGGACGCUGGGAGUAUCCGUUCCUGGUGGGCUUCACGUUGGCACUGAGCUGGUGUGUGUUGGUGUGUUUGAGUCGGAUCUACAUGGGUAUGCACUCCAUCCUGGACAUCAUCAUGGGCAUCCUGUACAGCCUGCUGAUCCUGCUGGUGUGUGGUCCGGCGCUGGAGCCGAUUGACCGCUUCAACCUGAGCCACCGCUGGGCUCCGCUGCUGAUCGUGUCGCUGCACGUGGGGCUCGGCCUCUUCUCCUUCACGCUGGACACCUGGAGCACGUCGCGGGGGGACACGGCCCAGAUCCUGGGCUCCGGCGCGGGCGUGGCCCUGGCCUCGCACCUCAACACACACCUGGGGCUGCUGCCGGACGCCGACGACUCCCAGCUGCCGCUGACCGCCCCGCCGCUGACCGCCGCGCUGGCCGGAGUGUGUGCGCUGCGGUUUGUCCUGGGGGUGCUGCUGCUGCUGCUGACGCGGGCGCUCAUGAAGGCCGUCACCGUCCCGCUGGUGUGCCGACUGACCGGCGUGUGCGGCGCGGACGUGCGCAGGGCGCGGCAGCACAUGCAGUGUGUGGAGCUGCCCUACCGCUACAUCGUCUACGGCACCGUCGGCUUCAACGCACUCUUCCUCGUGCCGCUCGUCUUCAGCUACCUGGGCCUGUCCUGAUUGGCCCGCGGCCGCGACACACCACCAAUGACAUUCCUCGCUCUGUAUGACCCGCCCCUAUCCACCCCCCAGACCCCAAAGCCACCAAUGGUUGAACAGCAAAAUGAUUGAACCAGUUGAAAGCCAAUCAUUUAGUUCUCUGUCAUAUUGAGCUGUUUUAUUGUUCUUGUUUGUUUUUUAUUUCUAAAAUAGUUCAUUCAUUCUGAUCGUUUUGAGCGCCAGCUCUGUUCAGGCUCUCUUGUAAGUUCAGGACUCCUGUUCCUCUUGCUCCUCUUGCUCCUCUUCUCCCAUGAUUUCUGUGGUGAUUUCUGUGGUGAUUCUUUUGAUGAUUUCUGUGAUGAGUUCUGUGGUGAUUCCUCCGAUGAUUUCUGUGUGUUGUCGGCGGCUCCUCACGCCUGUCAGAGGUUCUGUGGCGUCAUCGUUACCCUCCACCAUGUCAUCAUCGUAGCCCCGCCCACCCCAAGGACCUCUGACGAGGAAAGCCAUGAAUGACUGUGUCCCCCUCAGGCCCGUCUCUGAUUGGUGGAGGGCUUCCUCUACAGUGGGCUGUACCACUAGUGCCUUUGGUGCAGGGGGGGAGGAAGCGGCCAUGACAGCCUGCUGACGUGCAGUCUGUAGUGGAGUGCAGGUGUGUGGGAUUUCAGCGCUCGGUUCUGCACAGAACGGUUCCUCAACUAGAACGCACGGUUCCCUAUAGACCCCUGGUGCCUGUCCGUCUGUCUGCCUACCUGUCCUGGGCUUGUGUCGGUGGUACCUGGGGGACAGGUGUGGUGGAGCUCACCUGUGGAGCUCACCUAUGGAGCAGCCUGGAGACUCCUCAGCUCUGUGGUACUUUGAUGUCUUGUCUUGUCUUGUUUUGUUUGUUUCUGCUUGAUUGAUUAUGUUUGUUUGUUUGUUUGUUUGUUUGAUGGUAUAUGUUCAGGUAGCAGCACUGCUAAAUGAAAGAAUGAUGAUCAACCUUCAGCACCUAAAACAUUUUUUUAUCCACUGCCUUGUUAAGACAACUUCUACAUUAUGCCCCAAGCACAUAUUCUAUUGCCCUACCUACCCCAAGCACAUAUUUUAAUGGCAGCCAUUACAGAUUGCAGGGUGAUUUAAAUCUUUGUGUCUAAUCAAAGUGUUCCAAAUGCCUUAUAGAAAGUUUAUAAACAUGCCUUAUAGUGAGUUUAUAAACAGUAUUUUGUUUAAACUCUUGUGAAGUUAAAAACAGCAAGCCCGAGUUAUGAUGACCAUGAUGACUUUGAGUCUUCUCUGCAUGGAUGCUGCAGUGUUAAGUUUGAGCUGGUUUAGCGUUGGAGUUUUGCCUGCUCUUUGUUCCUCUCUGGGCCACCGUACUGUGCUUAUGAUGCACUGUUCCCAGAAUGCACUGUGCUUCUCAGCUGGUUGGUCUCCAUGGUGAGGACUGUUUGAGGCCCCAGCUAGCGUGUGUGUGUUUAUUUGUGGUACUUAGAUUGUAGUGUGUGUCUUCUGAUGUAUAAAUGUUUUUGUUACCUAAAACAGAUGUGUUUUCUCAGUAGCAAGUAAAACGAGUUAGUGGCCUCUAUUCUUAGAACCCAAACAGGAAAUGGUUAGAGAAUAUUACCUGGGCAGAGAACGCUGAGCUUUGUCUGGCUGUUAGUGACUCUCUCUCUCUCUCUCUCUCUCCCUCUCUCUCUCUCUCUCUCUCUUUCUCCCUGUCAGCAGUCCUCUGGGUGUGUGUAUGUGUCUG
Messenger RNA from Sardina pilchardus (European sardine), 3532 nucleotides. RefSeq names its product sphingosine-1-phosphate phosphatase 1b (gene sgpp1b). The coding region runs from base 325 to 1824 and encodes 499 amino acids. Gene Ontology annotation, cellular component: endoplasmic reticulum membrane. Gene Ontology annotation, molecular function: sphingosine-1-phosphate phosphatase activity. Lineage: Eukaryota; Metazoa; Chordata; Actinopteri; Clupeiformes; Clupeidae. Gene Ontology annotation, biological process: sphingosine metabolic process. The record is from RefSeq and is a predicted model, not a curated record. The transcript has 4 exons.